AUGAUACCAACCAUGAUGAGAAGAUUUCCUAUGAGUUUUUAUAGCAAAAUCAUAAGAAAAUCUCCUAUAAGCCAGAGUUUCUUUUUAUCAAGAAGUUAUUCAAGUGAGGCUAAUGAUCAAAUUUCUCAUAAAAAAUAUACCCCAAAGGUAGCGAAAGGGAUGAGGGAUUUUUCUCCUGACUCCCCCCCCCCCCUCCGUGAGCGAACAAAAAAAUUUUGUUCGCUCACGGAGGGGGGUUAAUUUUUUUUUUUUUAAAAAAAAAUUUAUAUAAAAUUUUAUAAAAAAUAUUUUUUUUCGAAAUUUAAAAAAAUCCUAAUUUGCAAAAAUUGGGAAGCAAAUAUUAAUUUAAUUUGCAAAAUUUAUGUUUUAAAACGCAAUUUGUUUAAAAUUAAACAGAAUUAGCUCUAGAUUUCAUUAUACUAAUUAUCACUUAUAUAUCAAAAUUUUUUUCCAUUAAAAUUUUUUCUAUUAAAAAAAAUUUUUGUUCACUCACGGAGGGUGGGUUUUUGGUCAAAAAAUGGCGAUUUUUCUAAUGGUUUUGUUCGCUCACGGAGGGGGGGGGGGGGAGUGAGCAAAUGGCAAUAAGAGAAAAAGUCUUUGAAACAGUCCGAGCAGUGUUUUCUAAACAUCUUGCAGGACAAUUAGAUACACCUGUAAUGGAAUUGACAGAAACACUAACAGAAAAAUACGGAGAAGAAGGCGCAAAACUAAUUUAUAAUCUUGCAGACCAAGGUGGCGAAAUUUUAUCCUUACGCUACGAUUUAACAGUCCCAUUAGCAAGAUAUGUUGCUAUGAAUCGGCUUUUUAAUUGAAAAAGGUAUCCCUGACCAAAGAAAUAUUAUUUUAUAAUAAAAAAUAAGGCAGAGCAUAUAUUUAGUAUAUCAAUUAGGGAAAGUUUAUCGCCGAGAGCAGUCACAAGCCUCUAAAGGCAGAUAUAGAGAGUUCUAUCAAUGCGAUUUCGAUAUCAUAGGAAAAGGCGUCACAAUGAUCCAAGAAGCCGAAAUCCUGAAAAUUAUUGUAGAAAUCCUUGAAAAACUAGAUCUGAAAUUUAUUAUAAAGGUAAGCCACCGACUUCUAUUAGACGCUUUACUAAAAGUAGCUGGCUGUCCUAUAGAAAAAUGCCAAAAUAUAUCAUCAUCUAUUGACAAACUCGAUAAAGAAGACUGAAACACAGUAAAACAAGAAAUGAUUGAAAAAGGGAUCACAGAAGAUGUCGCGGAUUCUAUAGGAAAAUACGUAAGAAUCAAAGGUGAAGCCUGAAGCAUUUUAUCAGAACUCAAAAAAUUCAAAGAAAUAACAGAAAAUGAAACAGGAAAUCUUGCAUUGUCUGAGCUAGAAAAAUUAUUUGAAUUUACUGAUGUAUUAGGCACAACCCAAUAUUUAAGCUUAGACUUAAGCUUGGCUAGAGGGCUUGACUAUUACACUGGACUUAUAUAUGAAGCAAUUUUGCUCAAAACUGACACAAGUUUAGGCUCAAUUGCUGGAGGCGGCAGAUAUGACAAUUUAAUUGCCAAAUUAAGCGAAAAUAAAGUAAAUACCCCAGCUGUCGGAGUUUCUUUAGGCGUGGAAAGAAUUUUUGCAUUUUUAGAAGAAAAAUAUAAAAAUGAGAAAAUUUUGCACCCAAAAAGAUCAGUUUUGGUAGCACAAGCAGGGUCGUCAAACAAAUAUUUAUUGGUAAAGGAGAGGCUUAAAAUUUGUAAUUUGCUGUGGAAUGGUGGGAUACCUUGUGAAAUGAGCUAUAAAGAAAAAUCAGAUUCAAAGGGUCAAGCUGGGUAUGCGGGUGAGGUAGGAAUUGGGUUUAUUGUGUGGAUUGGGGAAAGCGAAAUAGAGAGAGGGAAGGUUAGGGUAAAAUCUUUAAAUACACAUGAAGAAACAGAGGUAGAAAUUAAUGAUUUGGUAAGCUUUAUAAAUAAUAAAGGAUAUUCUGCUUUUUAA
Blepharisma stoltei is the source of this 1935-nucleotide messenger RNA. Lineage: Eukaryota; Ciliophora; Heterotrichea; Heterotrichida; Blepharismidae. The record is from the annotation of a GenBank genome assembly.